Molecule: messenger RNA, 919 nt
Organism: Blepharisma stoltei
Lineage: Eukaryota; Ciliophora; Heterotrichea; Heterotrichida; Blepharismidae
Source: the annotation of a GenBank genome assembly
AUGGGAAACACAGAGAAUUUGUUUGAAGCUUGCACCUGCAAAACAAAUAGAGAUAAUAAUGAUUUAUCAGCAAAAUCACCACCUAAGCUCAGCAAGUUUAAAGACAAUAAGGUCAAAAUUUUCGAUUAUACAGGUCUUUUUGAAUCAGCGAAGACACUUGAGCAGUUAAAAUUGAUAAUCCCUCUGUAUGUCCCAAUGGAAAUAAGGGGCUUUAAAGGAACUUUUAUUGGCUCAAAGCACUCUUAUGUAAGAGUUUUAGGAGUUUCAGUAUCAAGAAAGAAAUUCCAUAUGGUUUAUAUUGAAAUUUAUUAUAAAAGCAAUCAGUUUUUAUAUUAAUUUAAAGUAAAUAUAUUAAUUAUAUUAAAAUUUCAGUUUCUCAUUUUUAAUUUAAUAGGGAAAUUAACUCUUUAUUAUUGAUUUAUAAGAAAACCAAUAGAUAUAAUAAACCUCAGGCCUAAUGAUCUCUCUGAAAAAGAACUUAACCAAGAUAUCGGCAGUUUACAAUGGAUUCAUAUAUUCUCGGAAAAAUCUGUAAAUUAUAUAUAGGAGUAUCAGCAAAAUUUCCAAGAUUUUAUUGUGUGGCUUGACUCCAUAAAAGACAAUCCAAAACAAGUUUUAACUUCAGACCAAAAAAAUAUGGGAAAAGUUGUAUAGCCUGAGUAUGAUUCUAGCUCUAGGUCAUUUCUAACAGAAAAAUGAUAUUGGUCUGGACAAUUUUUGUUAGAAAACCAACUCCCAGUGACUAAGCCAUUCUGCUAGUUUUCUCUAAUUUUAAAAAGUUGGCUUUUCACACAAAGUUAGUUAAACCAAAUCCCCUUUUUCUCGCCAAAAAUGAUUAUAAAGGACGAUCUAAACUUAUGUUUGGUCAAUAUAUGAUUUCUUUAGAAGUAUGGGAGUAAGUCCUUCCCCUUCCCCUUAA